GUGCAGAGCCGCGGGGCUGAAUCGGCGCUCGCGAUCCGGUGCUUCCGUCUGGCUCGAGGACCAACCGGCGGAUGCUGGAACGGAUGUUGGCUGCCGGCUGCAACCCGGGCCUGGGUCAGUGAGGAGUCCUCGGUUCCGCCAGGCCGGUGUCCCCUUCCGCACCCGCUGUGCUAGUGGGGAGACGGCCGGUGUAGGAGUCGAGGCCAAGGCUCGCUGCGAGCUCCCGCACUGCUCCUCGCGGGCUGAGGUGAAGGACAGAACCCGCUUGACCACAGAACCCCCGGGGAUUGAGGGACAUAAAUUAUUUUUUUUUUAAUUAUUUGGUUUGUACGGCCUGGCCAGGACUAGAUGAGACCCUCUCUAUUGCUAUUACGUAGGACUAUUAAAGCGUGAAUGUUGUCCCCAGGACAUUCACGUUAAGACCUUUAAUAGCUAUUAAACUGCUUGGUAAAUUAUAAUUAGUGUGCCUGGAAGCGACUGCUCAUGACACCAAAAUAAGUUCAAGUAGGCUGGCAAUGGAUCUCUAAAGAGGCUUUUCUGACCCACCGAUGUACAAAUGAUUUCAUUCCUAAGUAGUUGGACUAUCAGUUAAGCCGCAUUUGCUGCCCCUCACAAUGAAAACAAGAUUUUCAAUAAUGAAAGUUCUAACACACAGUUAUGCUGUCUCGCUUCAGUUUUUCUGUCAGAUAUUCCACUGUAAUAAUGCUGGAGUUAAGAAGUGUCCAUUCCUUCGCUGUACAUCAGAUCAAUUUAUCUGCAUACAGAAAUGGAGUAAUGUGUAAAGACAGCUGGCAAAUUAAAGAUGUUAAUGACCUAAGCUCUGUGCUGAAAUAAGAUUAAUUGGACUGCAAGUGCCAUCUUAGGGUAACCCAAAUCUCUUACUGGAACCAUGAAAGUUUUGCUGGUGUUUGACUUCGACAAUACAAUCAUAGAUGACAAUAGUGACACCCGGAUUGUACAGUGUGCUCCAGACAAAAAGCUUCCCAUGGAACUGCAAGAUUCUUACCAGAAGGGGUUCUGGACAGAAUUUAUGGGCAGAGUCUUUAAGUAUCUGGGAGAUGAAGGGGUGAAAGAGGAUGAAAUGAGAAGAACAGUGAUAUCCAUGCCUUUCACUUCAGGGAUGGUGGAGCUUUUCGGCUUUCUAAGGAUGAAUAAGGAUAAAUUUGAUUGCAUCAUUAUUUCAGACUCAAACUCAGUCUUCAUAGAUUGGGUUUUAGAAGCUGCCGAUUUUCACGAUGUCUUUGAUAACGUGUUUACUAAUCCAGCAGCUUUUGAUAACAGUGGUCGUCUCACAGUGAAAAAUUGCCAUGCUCAUUCUUGCAAUAGGUGUCCAAAGAACCUUUGCAAAAAUGCAGUUUUGGUAGAAUUUAUAGAUAAACAGUUAGAGAAGGGAGUGAGAUAUGCACGGAUCGUUUAUAUAGGAGAUGGUGGAAAUGAUGUCUGUCCAGUGACCUUUUUAAGGAAAAAUGAUGUUGCCAUGCCACGGAAAGGGUAUACUCUACAUAGGACUCUUGCCAGAAUGUCUCAAAAUCUUGAGCCUAUGGAAUCUGCUGUUGUAGUUUGGUCUUCAGGUGUUGAAAUAAUUUCUCAUUUACAAUUUCUAAUAAAGGAGUAAUGUGCCAACCAUUGAAA
This is a messenger RNA of Alexandromys fortis (reed vole), 1632 nucleotides long. It is a transcript of the gene Phospho2, whose product is annotated as phosphatase, orphan 2. Gene Ontology annotation, molecular function: phosphatase activity. Bases 890 to 1615 code for a protein of 241 amino acids. Lineage: Eukaryota; Metazoa; Chordata; Mammalia; Rodentia; Cricetidae. The record is from RefSeq and is a predicted model, not a curated record. The transcript has 3 exons.